GUUUUUAAAUCCGGCUCGUCCUCCCUAAUCAUUAGACAACUGGUUCCUCAAGAUUCUUCCCCAGAUUGAGGGUGAAAGCCUCAAAAUGUCGUACAACGGUACAAACUAUCCACCGCCGACUUACGAAACCUGCUCCGAUGGAAUCUCCGAACGAUGUCCUGCUGAGUUGUCACUCUACGGCGACACUUUUACAUUAGGCGCCUGCGUUUUCUUCGUCGUGGCCCACGCGCUGGCGCUUAUACCCCAACUGUACUUCGGUAUCAAGGCGCGAACAUGGUCGUAUACACUAUGGCUUGCGAUCGGGACGAUAUUUGAACUCAUCGGCUACAGCGGCCGUAUCGUCAUGAGUUCAAACCCCUGGGUCUACAACGCUUUCGUCAUCCAACUCGUUCUCCUCAUUCUCGGCCCAACACUAGUCGCUGCUGCUAUCUCGAUCACCUUUAAACAUCUUGUUCUAUGGUACGGUCGAGAGUACAGUUUCAUCAAGCCUGUCCUAUACCCCUGGGUUUUCGUCGGCACGGAUUUCUUUUCUAUUGUUAUCCAAGCUGCUGGCGGCGGUGUUUCUUCAGCAGCCACUAAUGGAGACAACAAUGACCAGGGUAUGCUUGAUGUGGGAUCUGGACUUCUUGUUGCUGGUGUUGUCUUCCAGAUGGCCAAUAUGAUCUUCUGUGGGGGUCUGAUGAUGAUUUAUAUCUGGAGAAGACACAAGGCCAUCAAGAAUGGUGCUGCUGUCAGGGCUGGGGAUAAGACUGCUACGGAGAGUGAAUCGUCGACCAAUGGAAACGCCAAGGUCAUCAGAGCAAGUGACAAGAAGACCAAGAUCUUUGUGUACGCUUUGACCGUUGCUUACAUCGCCAUUAUCAUCCGUUGCAUCUACCGUAUCCCUGAAAUGCAGAUGGGUUGGGGCAGCACCCUCAUGCAAAACGAAACAACCUUCUUGAUUCUCGAUGGAGCCAUGAUUCUCAUUGCCGUAUGGACUUUGACGAUAUUCCAUCCUUACUUCUUCUUCCCUUUCCUCGGCAAGAAGCACAAGAAGGAGAUGGAUGCUGAGAAGUCUAGAGCAGAGGGUCCAGAUGCGCCUGUGAUGGAGGAGAACGCUCAACGAUAAACUAUCAAGCGUGAAUUGGGUUUAGUAUAUUGGGAGCACAUGUGUGUUGGAUGAACUUUUCAUUUAGGAUGGGACAGACGGCAUACCCUAGCUCGGGAUAGAAUUUCUUUAGGGAGGAUAUAGAACUUGGCAGAUUUAGCUUCAACUGCGCUCGAGCUCCACCGUGACCACUCUUCUUUGACAGUUUGAC
This is a messenger RNA of Fusarium oxysporum Fo47, 1298 nucleotides long. Its product is annotated as RTA1 like protein-domain-containing protein. The record is from RefSeq and is a predicted model, not a curated record. Gene Ontology annotation, cellular component: fungal-type vacuole; plasma membrane. The coding region runs from base 86 to 1108 and encodes 340 amino acids. Lineage: Eukaryota; Fungi; Ascomycota; Sordariomycetes; Hypocreales; Nectriaceae. The transcript has 2 exons.